Oppiella nova is the source of this 3165-nucleotide messenger RNA. Lineage: Eukaryota; Metazoa; Arthropoda; Arachnida; Sarcoptiformes; Oppiidae. The record is from the annotation of a GenBank genome assembly.
AUGAAUGAUAUGAUGGAGUCUUCGGCGGCAAUAGUGCCGCAAAUGACGGCUCCGUCGGUGUCCGCACACUCGGCCCAGUCGUCGGAAGGGUGCGUCGCCUCCGAGACCACCACUUCAGUCAAUACAAGUGCCAGUGCUGUCGACCCCUACAAUGGACUCGACUGCCAGACCAACGACUCCCUCAUGAUUUCAUUCAAUCCCAAUAAUAACCAAUUGUUGAAUACAUUGAUUGCUGGCAACAGCUAUAAGACCGACGAAAGUCUCGCUGAUCGCCAGUCAACACAACUCACGUUUUCCGAUCUGACGCCUCCUGUUCCUAAUAUAUCGACCCUCGAGUCCAACCAAAUGAGUCAAUUGAUGCCACCCACAGACCCCUCUCAGCCCACAUUUGAUGGCGUGUCGGGUGCCGUACCGGACACACAGAUGACUUCAAUUGCGAGCGAAUCGCCACAAAUCGAGAUUCCCAACAAUGAGCCCAUCAUACCAUCGAUGGCCCCCAAGAACUCAUCCAUAAUGGAGUCCAUGGAGUCAAUGGAGUCCGUCGACGAUAAUCAAUAUUCAAAUAUGUUUCAGCCGGUUAUGAACGGUCCGUCGGGUUCAGCGCCUCAAACGCCGGCGCCCUCUCCCAUAGCGGUCAUGGAGUCCAAUGUGAACGCAGCCAACAAUGCGAUGAAUUCCCAGAUGACUGUCCUCUCGUCGUUCGUCAACACCACUGUUGCCACUGAUAUGUAUAACAACCAAAUGGUUCCAAUGGAUCCAAUGAACCAAAUGGUUCCGGUGCUCAACAAUAAUGAUAACAACAAUGUGUCUCAAGUGAACGUGUCAUCCGAAGGCACACUCCCUGUCCUUAGCUUAGACCCAGCACUUCAGGAGCAACUACUGGAUGCCAUACCACCGCCGAGUGUGAACUUCCCUCCCGGACCAGUGCCUACCGAUGAGCAGGGUAUUCCAACGGCCCUUCCCGGGGAGUUUCCAAUGAGUUUACUACCAGUUGAAGAGGAAAAAGUCGGUGGCAUUGAGUCGGCAUCUGUUCCGUUGGAUAAAAUCGAAGCCACCAUUAAUAUGAACUCGAAAUCCAUUCCUACGCUUACGAACGCUGUAUCCCUGUCUCAGUCCGAAGUCCAUCUGAUUAAGAGUCUGCCACAACCCAUACCCGCACAGACGUUGACCACACUGUCGGACACUUCCAACGCCUGUCUCGACGCUCAACAGUUUAAUCUCAAUUACGACCACCAGUUGACCGAUACUUCUACCCAAUCGGUCUACUCGACUGCCACUGAUGUCCAACAAUCGCAAGCCCUUACAUCCACUCAAUCACAGCCCACUGUAGAGACAUCGACUGCACAACAGCAGCAGCACCUCCACCACCACCAACAACAACAGCUUCAACAGCAACAGUCAAUACCACAAUCACUUCCUCUACAACCACUUCAACCGCAACAACAGUCACAACAAGUUCUUACAACAGAUCCGUCAAUACAACAGCCAAUAGUGUCGGCGUCGUUGGGUAAUGUUCCCGAAGGCCAGUUACCACCGGCACCCGCACCACCUUCUGCUACAUCUAUAACUGUGUUUGAGUCGACACCCAAUGAGUUAAUGCCUGAUAUUGUAAAUCAGAGUCACUUAUCGAGUGGUUUACCGCCACCACCUCCUCUACAGCCCGUGCAGAACGUGAGCCAAUCAACGCUGCAAUCGAUGCCAGAGAUGAAUACAUUAACUAAUUUGGUUCCUGUGGUCGAAACCAGCGAUCCAUUGAUACACCAAACAUGUCGUCAACCCUUAUCCGUAGUCAUCAAAAGCGAACCCCAAUCUUACAACGAGACUAUUGUGAACAACGGCACCGACCUAUUGAUUGGUAUGACGAAAGUGAAUGACGACAAUAAUAAUCCGAUUCUUAAUAACCGCGAGAAGAACCCCAUAACCACUCGAGCGCCCACUCUCGUCAACAGUCAGGUGCGAGGCUUUCCCUUAUGUGUCAUAUCGACGGCACCGACACACCUGAUGUCGAAAAAUAACACUACAAUCGUUGCACCGAAAUACGAGUUAACACUACCUCCGAAGAAAGCAAAGUACGCCACACAAGGAUUAGUGUCAGUCACGCAGCAGUCGAUACCAUCGCUCUCAUCAAAGAUGUUGCCCUCAACGCAGGCGUCGGCCGUUCCGUCCACUGGAAUGAUAUAUGAUCUGCCGCUCCAUCAGACACACCACUCAUCCCAUUCUUCGACCACUUUUAGAGUACAACCAGAACUGACUCAACCCUCAAAAGCACAGCACAAUAUGACUCCCCCGUUCACAACAAUGGCUCCCAUCCUAUUCUCUGGUCUCAUGCCAUCCGUUUCGGUUGCAAUCGAUGGCCCGCUUUCUCUCGUCAAAGAGGAGAAAAUGCGUCAAUUGAUUACAACGACUGCGAUAACCAAUCAUCCGGACUACCCGGCCAUCUCUGGGCUCUUGUCAUUCAUCAAUCCGUAUCACAAAACGACCGCCACUUCAGUGACUACCGGUGUGGAGACACCACUGUCCCUAAGCGUGAGGAACAGUCUGACUCAACCACCCGUUACGGCCAACCCAUUGACUCAAAGCCACUCAUCAGUGACGCACUCGUCACACGUGCCUUCACUGACUCGUCCACCACUACAUCACAAUCAAAGCAUAACGUCUGCCACUACUUUAGUGCCCACACCGCCGACCGCCGUUCCCGUCUCUGUGGUCACGAGUGUUGUCGACCAGAAUAGAGGUCUAUCGCACCAGAGGAUCAAAGGCAUCGGUCAGAACAGUACCAAACAUAGACUUAACGUCGACCACAACACUUCUGGGUCGACUGGAGUGAAGCUCCAAUUGGCGCCAUUAUUAUCUGGAGAUCCGGCCAAACCCUUUCAGUGCGCUCUUUGUGGCAAACAUUUGGCCUCAAAAAAUGUCUAUCAAUUGCAUCUGCGCUCACAUUCUGGUGAAAAGCCAUUCACAUGUAAUUUAUGCGGCCAUUCGUUCUCGCAGAAGACAUCACUCACUCGCCAUAUGAGGUCACACACCGGCGAACGUCCCUUUCCCUGUCAGGUGUGCGGAAAGAGAUUUGCAGAUAAGGAGCGGAUUAAGAUUCAUAUGCGGACGCAUACCGGAGAAAAGCCAUUCGCAUGUGACAUAUGCGGCAAACAAUUCUCUCAGGUUUGA